CGGGGCUGUGGCGGCCGCCCUGUGCUGUGCCCGCCAUGGGGAUCCGCAAGAAGAGCAACAAGAACCCUCCCGUGCUCAGCCAUGAGUUCGUCGUGCAGAACCACGCGGACAUCGUGUCCUGCAUGGCCAUGGUCUUCCUGCUCGGGCUCAUGUUCGAGGUUACAGCAAAAGCAGCUGUUGUCUUUGUUACACUUCAAUACAAUGUUACCAUUUCGGCCACAGAAGAACAGCCUAUGGAAACAGUCACACUCUAUCACUAUGGCAUCAAAGAUCUGGCUACUGUUUUCUUCUACAUGCUCGUAGCAAUCAUUAUACAUGCUAUUAUUCAAGAAUAUGUGCUAGAUAAAAUUAAUAGGCGAAUGCACUUUUCCAAAACAAAGCACAGCAAAUUCAAUGAAUCUGGACAACUCAGUGCAUUUUACCUUUUCUCCUGUGUUUGGGGAACCAGCAUUCUUGUUUCUGAGAACUAUGUAUCUGAUCCAACCUCACUCUGGAGAAACUACCCACAUACAAUGAUGCCGUUUCAAAUGAAGUUUUUCUACAUCUCACAGUUGGCAUACUGGUUCCAUGCUUUUCCAGAACUCUACUUCCAGAAGACAAAAAAAGAAGAUAUUCCUCGCCAGCUUGUUUAUAUUGGGCUUUAUCUUUUCCAUAUCACAGGAGCUUAUCUGUUAAAUUUGACUCAUCUUGGGCUGGUUCUCCUUGUGCUGCAUUACUUUGUGGAAUUUCUCUUCCACAUCUCUAGACUGUUUUACUUCAGUGAUGAAAAAUACCAAAAAGGGUUUUCACUUUGGGCAAUUCUUUUUGUGUUGGGAAGACUUCUGACCUUGAUUCUUUCUGUCCUCACUGUUGGAUUUGGCCUUGCUAGAGCAGAGAAUCAAACAUUGGAUGUUAGUUCUGGAAACUUCAAUGUGCUGCCAUUCAGAAUCAGCGUGUUGGCCUCCAUCUGUUUAACUCAGGCCUUUAUGAUGUGGAAGUUCAUUAAUUUUCAGCUAAGAAGGUGGAGAGAACAUUCCUCCCCUCCCCAACCAGUAAAAAAGAAGUUUAUGACAACUAAAGGAAAGCCAUCCAAAAAAGAAAGAGAAAAUGGAAUAAAUGGAACGCUAACCUCAAAUGGAGCAGACUCGCCUCGUAGCAGGAAAGAAAAAUCCUCUUAAAAUAGAACUUUUAAGUUAAUUGACUAAUAUCCCCAAAGAGAACUGCUUUUUACGUUGGAAAAUUCUUCAGCACCAGAGUUCUUACUGUUAACAAAAAAAAUAAAAUCAAUGCUUUUUGAUUAUUGCUACCAUAAUGGUUUUCGUGCAACUUUUUAAAACAUUUUAACUGAAAAGGGGGUCAACUUUAUUUUUAAUAUCUUUGAAG
Euleptes europaea (tarantolino) is the source of this 1362-nucleotide messenger RNA. It is a transcript of the gene TRAM1, whose product is annotated as translocation associated membrane protein 1. NCBI's taxonomy places the organism in Eukaryota, Metazoa, Chordata, Lepidosauria, Squamata, Sphaerodactylidae. Gene Ontology annotation, biological process: protein insertion into ER membrane; SRP-dependent cotranslational protein targeting to membrane, translocation. The record is from RefSeq and is a predicted model, not a curated record. The transcript is spliced from 11 exons. Gene Ontology annotation, cellular component: endoplasmic reticulum membrane. Bases 36 to 1157 code for a protein of 373 amino acids.